Molecule: messenger RNA, 5770 nt
Organism: Chanos chanos (milkfish)
Lineage: Eukaryota; Metazoa; Chordata; Actinopteri; Gonorynchiformes; Chanidae
Gene: med1
Product: mediator complex subunit 1
Exons: 16
Coding region: 1-5484 (1827 amino acids)
Biological process (GO): regulation of transcription by RNA polymerase II; cellular response to thyroid hormone stimulus
Cellular component (GO): mediator complex
Molecular function (GO): transcription coregulator activity; nuclear thyroid hormone receptor binding; nuclear vitamin D receptor binding
Source: RefSeq, a predicted model, not a curated record
AUGGCGGCUGUGUCUGCGGUAUCGGUGCAAAGCAACAGCCCAGCCAGAGAGCUGUCCCUUGCAACUCAAAGCAGCGGAACCACCGCUCAUGUAGAAAGGGUGAAAAUGGAGGAAGGAACGGAGACAGAGAAGCAGAGUCGAGUGACUGCUCUGCUGGAGAGACUUCAUUCAAAACAUAACGCCUCUCGACCCUGGCAGGAGACCAGCAAAGUUGUUAGACAGGCCAUGGAAAAGCGUGGAGCUAUGAAUACAGCAGGUCAUCAGCUCUUGCUGACAUGUCUAGAGACGCUACAGAGAGCCCUUAAAGUGUCCUCAUUGCCUUCUAUGACGGAUCGUUUGGAGUCUAUUGCUCGCCAGAAUAUGCUGGGUUCCCACCUCAGCCCCUCAGGUACUGAGUGUUACAUCACCUGUGAUAUGUUCUAUGUGGAAGUCCAGUUGGAUACGGCUGGUCAGCUGGUUGAUGUUAAAGUGGCUCACCAUGGAGAGAACCCUGCGAGCUGCCCAGAGUUAAUACAGCAUUUGAGAGAGAAAAACUUUGAGGAAUUUUCUAAACACCUGAAAGGCCUGGUCAACCUGUACAAACUCCCUGGAGAUAACAAACUAAAGACAAAGAUGUACCUGGCCCUACAGUCACUAGAGCUGGAUCUUACCAAGAUGAUGCAUAUGUUUAGAUUAGCCACUAAUGCCAACACUGUGGAGACUAUACUUCAUGGUAGUGUAGGUCUACUGACUGCACGUAGUGGUGGUCAUCUGGUGUCACUACAGUGCUAUGUCUCUCCUUAUGACGUUUUUGAGGAGGGAACUGGCACACAACUAAACUUCAAUGAUUCCAAUGUCCCUCGUUCUCUAGGUGUGAGUGUGUCUGUGACUAUAGAGGGUACUUCCUCAGUCUACAAGCUUCCAAUUGCCCCUCUCAUCACUGGUUCUCACCCAGUGGACAACAAGGGAACUCCGUCCUUCUCCUCUGUGACUAACUCAAACUGUGUGGACUUACCAGCAUGUUUCUUUUUGAAGAUGAAUCGCCCAAUGCCUUUCUCUCUCUCUUUCAUUCAGAAGAUGGGAAACGCGACAGGUAUCCCUGUAUUUGAGACAGUACCUACUCUGUCCUCACUCUAUGAGCUCAUCAUUAAGAGCCAAUUCCAUGAAGAAGGUGGAGUCAUCCCCUCUUCUUCUACCCAGUCCAUGCGCUUCUAUGCAUCUUUGCCAGGGCAACAGCAUUGUUAUUUCCUGAAUGGGGAUGCACCAGUGCAGGAUGGGAGAUCUCUGCAGGGAGCUCUAGUAACAAAAAUCCCCUUCAGACACCCUGCUCAGGUCCCAGCACUACUUGAUAUCAUCCGACACCAGGCUGCCUACAACACACUAAUUGGCAGCUGUGUCAAACGGACCUUAAUCAAGGAAGACACUCCAGGACUGCUGCAAUUUGAAGUGUGUCCAUUGACAGACUCAAGCUUCAGCGUGUCCUUUCAGCAUCCUGUGAAUGAAUCACUCGUCUGUGUCGUGAUGGAGGUUAUUGACUCUAGGCAGGUGUCCUGUAAGCUGUACAAAGGCCUAUCUGAUGCUUUGAUCUGUACAGAUGACUUCAUCACCAAAGUAGUGCAAAGAUGUAUGUCUAUCCCUGUGACCAUGCGAGCCAUCCGGCGCAAGGCAGAGACCAUUCAGGCAGACACUCCAGCAUUGCCACUGAUUGCAGAAACAGUAGCAAUCAUGGUGAAGAAGAACUUGCCCCCCACAGGGAGCCCAGGUUACAUGGGCAUAGGUGCAGGUCCUGAUGGGAGCAACCCCAUGGGUCUCCCUGGCAUGGCAGGUGGCACCACACCCACAGGGAGUGGCAGCAGUGCAGGUGUGGGUGGUGGAAGCACAUUCCCUGGUCCAAUUACCUCACUAUUUGGAAUGACUCGUGGGGGUCAGAGUAGUUCUGGUAUGGAUAAUAUGGGACAGAUGGGAGUAGGAGGGCAGCAGCAAUUACAACAGCAGCCACAACAGCAGCAGCAACAGCAAGGCCAUGGCUCAGACGAUUUCAGCAAAGUUACUCAGAACCCCAUCCUGACUAGCUUGCUGCAGAUCACAGGUAAUGUAGGAUCAAGUCCAACCCCUCAAACUGCCCCUGGUGGGUCACAGCCUCACCAGACACCACCCCCAACUACAUCCCCUGCUAGCAACACUAAGAACCAUCCCAUGCUGAUGAACCUACUCAAGGACAAUCCCUCACAGGACUUUGCUACACUCUAUGGCAGCAGCCCCCUGGAGAGACAAAACUCCUCAGGGUCACCCCGCACAGACAGCCAGGGGCAGCCUUGCCCUGGAGGUGGCGGCAAAGGCAAAAAGAAGCGUCCAAGAGGCACUGAGAAAGGCAUGGUGGGUGCAGGCACUGGCUUGGGGAUGAAGCAAACCCAGCAGUCACAGCAGCAGCAAACAGGUGGUAUUUCUCAACAUCAUCACACUCAUCACCCAACGGAAGAUGACUUCCACCGGGAACUCUUCUCCAUGGAUGUAGAUGCCUCACAGAAUACCAUCUUUGACGUCAAUCUUCCUGGGGAUGGGCUUGACACUCCACAUAGCAUUACCCCAGCUCCAAGCCAAUGUGGGACCCCACCUUCAGGCCCAGGAAUGUCAUAUCAUCCACAGUCUCAUGUUCAGUCACAGCCACAGUCUCAACCACAGCCAACAGUGUCCCUAAACCGCAUGGUACGACUUUCCAGCUCUGAUAGCAUUGGACCAGACAUUAAUGAUAUCUUGUCUGACAUACCUGACCAGACCACUAAAGGAGGCAGCAGCAGCCAUGGUCAGCACCACAUGGGUGAGGAGGAGGGGGGUUCCUUGGGCACACCACUUCGUGACUCCUCCAGCUCAGGCCAGGGCAGUGCAGUCUUUGAAGCAGACCUGUUCAAUGCAAACAGCAAUGAAAAUCCCUUCCCAGAUGCAGCAGAUCUGAUUGCAGAGGCUGCUACUGCGGCAACUCCAAACAGCGACUCCUCUUCAACCAACUUCUUCCCUGAUACAGACUUCAAUCCAGAGUUGCUCACUGGUCAGGGUAGCUUUUCACAGAACUACUUUGAGGACAGCUCUCCCAGCCCAGAUGCAGAUCUUGACCUUGUCAAGAGCUUCAGUGGGGGAAGUCAGCAGAACACCCCUUCAGGCACGCCCCAGAAUCCCACAUCACAGGGCCAGAGCACUCCAGAUGCUUCCCUUAAAGACCCUUACGACUUGGGAGUGGUGUACAGUGGGAACAGCGGAGGAGGAAAGCCACUGCUCGGCCCAGCUCCUGAUUUGGGGGACACGCACCCUUCCCACACAAGUGGUGGGCAAAGUCCCCUGACGAUGGGCAUGGGUGUGACAGGAAAUGACUUCAAGAACAGUGAUCCCAAGGUUAAGCAACAGCAACAGAUAAUGAGAACAAAGGAGGACAAUGGUGGAGGAGGGAGUUCUGGAAUAGGAAUGGGUGCAGUGGGAUCAGUGGAAGGGAAGCAGAUAAAACGUAGUCGCACUCCAUCAAGUGAGGGCAAAUCCAAAGAGAAGCCGCCAAAACGCAAAAAGUUGGAUCCUGAUGGUAAGUCUCCCUCCCAUAGCUCAGGUGGUCGACCAUACACUCCUCCAAGUGGGGCUGCAGGUUCAGGAGGAUCUGUUAGCGGAGGUGGAUCCAAAUCACCAGGUAGUUCAGGACGGUCACAGACCCCUCCUGGAGGCGCAACACCACCCAUACCGAAAAUAACCAUCCAGAUUCCAAGAACCCUGACAGGAGGGAAAACUUCCUCACAUGGAGGUUACACAUCAACCAGCUCAACAGGAGGAGGCACAGGUGGUGCAAGUAGUACAAGCGGAAGUAAAAGCCACCAUGCCCACUCUUCCUCUUCCUCAGGAAAGAUAAAAAGCAGUAAGAUGGAAGGCUCUGUGAGCCAGAGCAGUAGCUCCAAGCCAGCCAGCACAGGUGGAAGUGGGGGAGGCUUGCCUGCACAGUCCAAAAGCUCCUCGCAGGGGUUGGGAGUGGGUAAACCAGGUUCCUCCCCAAUUGCCAAACAUGGUCUGUCAGGAGCAGGAAGUGGUGGUGGAAGUGGGACUGGAAGUGGAAACAAAAUGAAGCCUCAAGGAGGCAAGCCUUCUGGGUCUCUCAUCAACCCAAGCAUCAAGCCCAACAUCUCUCCCUCACACUCUCGCUCCGGUGGGCCCGACAAGCUUUCCUCUCCCAUGAAACUUCAGCAAGGUCAAGUUCCUGGCACCCCUCCCUCUUCCAAGGCUAAAUCUCCAAUUGGCUCAGGAGGAGGAGGAUCUGGGGGGUCCAAGUCCUCCUCUAGUGGAGGAUUGGGCUCCCAGAAACAGUUAGGCAGCAGCUCAUCAUCAGGUCCUUCCUCCUCUGCUACAUCCUCUGCAAGUUCCUCCUCUUCCUCCAGCUCAGUGCCCUUUUCCUCAAGUGGACAGUCACAGUACAGUGGCAGUGGAGGAGGCGGGAGUAGUGGGGGAGGAAGUGGAGGAGGUGGGAACAACCCCAACGCUAAAGGUAAGUCACCUAGCCGCAACAAGAAACCCUCACUAACAGCUGUUAUAGACAAGCUGAAGAGCGUGGGUGGAGGUGGCAUAGGAGGAGAAGAGGGAGAAGGAGGUGGUGGCAGUGGGGGUGGGGGUAGUGUAGGUAAUGGUGGCAGUGGAGGUGGGGGAAUGCCUUCAAAUAUUGGUCCUGUAUCUUCCAAGCAUGUAAUGUCAUCUCAGGGCGGAGAGUACCUGAAUAAGCGGGACAAGAUAGACAAAGAAGGGAAGUCUAAGGUGUCUGUGUCAGGAGGCACUUCCGGAGACAAGAAGCUUAUGGACCCCAAAAGUGGAGGGGUGAGUAGCACAGGUGUUGCGAAGAUCAUCAUCAGCAAGCCAGAUGGCGGUUCUCCUAGCAUCAAGGCCAAGGUCACCCUACAGAAGCCUGGAGAGGGGUCUGCAGAAGGUUCCAUGCGUCCUCAACUCUCAGGCCUCAAAGCCUCCCCUCUUUUCAGUGGGUCAACACCAAAACAUGACCGCAGUUCACCAAGCCAUAGUCGGUCCCCGGGGUAUACUCCUCUGAACCCAGACAGUGAGAGUGAGUCAGGCAGUAGCUCAGUGGCAGAGAAGUCUCACCAGAACAGUCCUAGUUCAGAUGAUGACCAGGCUUUGCGCCCUUCGCACCAGCCUCCUCCAGACUACAUGAGUUCCAUAUCUGUCAGCCUUGGAGAGAAACACAAGAAGCACAAGAAAGAGAAGAAGAAGCAGAAAGAAAGGGAACGAGACAGAGAUCGCGAGAGGGACCGGGAUCGAGAUAAAGAGAAGAAGAAGUCUGUAUCCUGCACUUCCUCCUCUCAUGCCAUGAAAGCAGACAGCUGGUCUAGAUCACCUUUGACGGCCUCUGAUCCCUCUCUGUCCUUGCUUAGUUCAGAACGUACAUCACGGCCCAGCCCAGUCUACAUACGUACAGAGGAUGAUGAUCUCAUGGAUUCAGCUCUCACUGGAAACCUGGAGCCUUUCAAAUAGACUGAAUAUGUAUUCCAAAUUACUUUGCUCUUUGACCAGUAUGUUUUCAGCUGUUGCUGAAGUGGAAUGGUCCUAUGUAUUGGAUAAUGGUGUAGAGGACAAGAUUGUGAUUUGGGAAACAGCCAAAUGUUUAACCAAUACUAUUUUUUUGCAUGUGUGUUAUGUUUUUUUAUGACCUAAUGAUUAUGAUAUUUUAAUUGCAUACCUGCCACUUUCAACCAAGACCACUUGCCUGCAAGUUGAGUCAUCCCACAGAGAGAAGGAAUUUGAUUUUUUAAAGAUAGGU